AUGGGUAUCCACGGCAUAUACAAGGAAAUCGGUCCAGGCACGCGCGUAGCCCUCGCCAAGCUCGCCGUCGAAAAGUUCGAAGAAACCGGCCGUCCGCUGCGCAUUGCUAUUGACACAUCCAUCUGGCUUUUUCAGAUUCAAGCCAGCAAAGGCGGCACCAACCCGGCGCUGCGAACCUUCUACUACCGCCUCUUGCGCUUGAUUUCGCUCGCUAUACACCCCAUCUUUGUAUUUGAUGGGCCAAACAAACCGCCUUUCAAGCGCAAUAAGCGCACAGGCCCGAAUGUUGCUUCGAUACCCGAGUUCCUCGCCAAACAGCUGCUCAAGCAGUUUGGAUAUCCUAUACACCUUGCGCCGGGCGAAGCUGAGGCAGAAUGCGCGUUGCUGCAGAGGGAAGGCAUCGUCGACGCUGUUCUCAGUGAAGAUGUGGACACGCUCAUGUUUGGCAGCGGUGUGACCAUCCGGAACUGGUCGCCAGAGAAAUCCGGAAAAACACCAACUCAUGUCAACGUGUACGACGCAGUUGAGACGAAAAACGGGCCAUCAGGCUUAGAUCGCGAGGGCAUGAUCUUGGUCGCGCUCAUGAGUGGAGGAGACUAUGUGCCUGAGGGUAUACCCGGAUGUGGCCCAAAGACAGCGUGCGAGGCAGCAAAGGCGGGCUUUGGCGCCGACCUGUGCAAGAUCCCGAGAAACGACUCCCGCGCCAUGACCAAAUGGAGAGAGCGACUGCAGCAUGAGCUCAGGACCAAUGAAAGCAAGUUCUUCAGACGCAAGCACGGUGCAUUGAAGAUUCCCGACGACUUCCCCCGACUCGACAUUUUGGGGUACUACACACAUCCAGCAAUCUCGAACCAAGCUGGUCUAGACAAAUUACGCCGAUCGAUCAACUGGAACAAGGAGCUUGACUUUCCGGGCCUGCGAGAGUUUACGCAAGACGCCUUUGACUGGGUGAAACUCGAGGGCGCAAAGCACUUUGUUCGUAGUCUGGCACCGUGUUUAGUCGUGCGCCAGCUUUGGAUGCGCGCUGAACAGAUCAAUCGGCUGCCCACUGACGACUUGGAAGCUAUUCAAGAAGACGAAGCAACGCUCAUCAAAGGACUUCAUGGAAAACGACAACAUGCCAUCACGGACCAUUGCACUGAGCUUCGUGUAAGCUUCACACCCAUUGAGCUCGUAAAAAUCGAUCUUAGUCAAGAAGACCCAGACGACGAUGUAGAACUACCACCUAGCUCCCAGCAAGGCAUUGGAGACGCAGAUCUCGACGAGGACAUUGCCUUGGAUUUGGAGGACGAGGGUCCCAGAAAACGCGGGCCCACCAAGUUUGACCCCGGAAAGCCGGCACGCAUAUGGGUCAUGGAGACGUUUGUCAAAGUCGGCGUGCCGCUCAAAGUUCAGGACUGGGAGGCUGAGCGACGGAACAAGCAGAAACCCAGGCGAGCAGCAUCGGCUGAGGACACUAGUACUGCGGCACCGAAGACGAAGACAACCACAAGACGAACAAAGGCAACAAAAGACCAACCUCAAGUUCGUAUCGAGGCUUUUGCCAAAGUGACAAAACCUGGCCUGAGAGCUUCACGAGCACUUGCAAAGGCACAAGAAAAGGCUGAUGACCUUCCAGUGCCGUCAUCCCAGGCUGCAGAAGCGCAGAGCGAAGUGGUCGACUUGUUGUCCUCGCCGCCGCCCCAACCAUAUCGUGAGAAGUCGCUGUCUCCAAUUCCGGGAGAGUUGCCUCCAAGCAUUACGAAGCGGAGAAGGCGGGCUCCAAUGCAGCGCUCGAAAACACUUCCUGCCGAUACAAGCACUGUUUUGGAACGGCCCUCUACGCCUCCACUCCUGAAUACUAUAGAGACAUUGGAUUUGGUCGACUCCCCUGCCAAUCCCUCACCUUCGCCGCUGCCAGCAAAGAAAGCCAGGACAAGGACGGGGAAAGAUGCGGCUACAAGAACCUCUCGAAAUCCGUCUGUACCAAAGCAAUCCACUCUAGACGCAUGGCGAGCAUCAAUGUCACCGACGAAACAGCGAAGCACUGCUCCUUUGCUGGAUGUAGCGCCAGUCCCUGCACCGCGACUUCAUCCGCCAUCCGAAGAUGUCGAAUCACUAGACUUGACGCUCUCUUCACCAAGGCGUACAGAAUCCCCACGCCGUCAAAAGAAUACCGUAACAUUAACACGGCCGCCUCUGAUCUCGAUAUCAUCAAACGCAUCCCAUGCAUCCACAAGUUCGACAUCGUCAACAGGAUCGGGCAAACAGAAGAGUAUCAGGGACGCCUUCGGCCAGACGCGUCCCAACAAAACUAAAGCCUCAAGUCCCGACAUUGACAGCCUCGACCUUACUUCUCCCCGACUCUCAGUAGCAAGCUCGAGAUCGACAUCUCCGAAAGUAGACACGCUUGACCUGACGGAGCACUCGUCCCCUGUGAGGAAGCAUGCUGCAGAACCACAACCACCGGUCCCAACGCCAAUAUCUCCUCUCCCAACACAUUCAUCUGAAUCAUCCACAGAACGAUCGGCGAGCGAGCAAAAGUCCACUUCACCGCCCGCAGCCUGGAAAGCACAGGGCAAGAAGAAACGCGCCAUUGUGCUACGAAAAAGCGUAAUAGGCGCCUGGGAGUACGUCGAUAUUGAGAGUCCCCAGAAACCAGAAGCAUCACCCGGCAUCUUGCGCAAAGGCAAAGAACGGCGCAAAUGGCGAGAAAGCACCAUAGAAGUCCUAGAUUUGACAUGA
This is a messenger RNA of Exserohilum turcica Et28A, 2724 nucleotides long. RefSeq lists its product as uncharacterized. Bases 1 to 2724 code for a protein of 907 amino acids. NCBI's taxonomy places the organism in Eukaryota, Fungi, Ascomycota, Dothideomycetes, Pleosporales, Pleosporaceae. Gene Ontology annotation, molecular function: crossover junction DNA endonuclease activity; 5'-flap endonuclease activity. The transcript is spliced from 3 exons. The record is from RefSeq and is a predicted model, not a curated record.